This is a messenger RNA of Beta vulgaris subsp. vulgaris (sugar beet), 1467 nucleotides long. RefSeq lists its product as uncharacterized. Gene Ontology annotation, molecular function: ubiquitin-like protein binding; cullin family protein binding; ubiquitin conjugating enzyme binding. Bases 194 to 946 code for a protein of 250 amino acids. The transcript is spliced from 11 exons. Gene Ontology annotation, cellular component: ubiquitin ligase complex. Gene Ontology annotation, biological process: protein neddylation; positive regulation of ubiquitin-protein transferase activity. Lineage: Eukaryota; Viridiplantae; Streptophyta; Magnoliopsida; Caryophyllales; Amaranthaceae. The record is from RefSeq and is a predicted model, not a curated record.
CAGCGACCAUAGCACCCAACAAGAAAGAGAGCAAGAAAGAUUGAGAGACGAGAGAGAGGCGUAGUCACGUAAAUUAGCUUUAUAGCAAGCAAGCUCCCAGUCUCGUCUUCUCACUCUGCCACUACCUUCACUUCUCCCUCCUUUGGAGUUACCAUUAUCCCCCAGAAUUAGGGCCUUUUCAUUUAUCUCAAAUAUGAACAAACUAGGAAGAGGACAUCGUGACAAACUUCAGCAGUUUAUGCAAAUAACUGGUGUCAGUGAAAAGGUUGCUCAUCAAGCACUGAAGGCUGGUGAUUGGCACCUAGAAGGAGCACUUGAUGUAUUCUACAGUCAGCCUCAGAUCAAGUCAUUUACUGAUUCUAAGCAUUUGGAGGAGCUUUUUAACCAAUAUAAAGAUCCUUAUGGUGACAUGAUAAUGGCUGACGGUAUCACUAAUCUCUGCAAUGAUAUUAAGGUUGAUCCUCAAGAUAUUGUCAUGCUGGUUAUCUCCUGGCAUAUGAAGGCUGCAACAAUGUGUGAAUAUUCAAAACAAGAAUUCAUUGGUGGAUUGCAAGCACUAGGGAUUGAUUCCCUGGAGAAGCUCAAGGAAAGGGUACCAUACAUGCGUUCUGAGCUGAAAGAUGAACAAAAGUUUCGUGAUAUAUACAUCUUUGCGUUUGGGUGGGCUAAGGAGAAGGGUCAGAAGUCUUUGGCAUUGGAUACAGCAAUUGGGAUGUGGCAACUACUAUUCGCUGAAAGGCCGUGGCCACUAAUUGAUAAUUGGUGUCAGUUUUUGCAGGACCGGCAUAAUAAGGCUAUUUCGAGAGACACCUGGGCUCAACUACUGGAGUUUGUGAGAACAGUAGAUCCACAGCUGUCUAAUUACGAUGCCGAAGGUGCUUGGCCGUAUCUCAUUGAUGAAUUUGUUGAAUAUUUAUACGAGAAUGGUGUCCUCCAAAGAAGUUAAUGAUGGCAAAAAGAUGACCAUAGGUCAAUUGGACAGAUUCUAUUGGGGAAGUUUACGUUGUUUCUCAGAAUUAUUUGAACAAUUGAACCCUGUUGCUCCAUUCUACUCUUAGCAGUAUUCAACUGGGGUGGAAAUAGCACAUCGGAAGAACGAGCAUUUUGUACGUCUGAAAGUGCGUUGUCCUCUCGUAUUGUUCAUAUGGUGUCUGUAUCCUGUACCUGAAUAAAUAAUUGGGCUUCUCAGGAGAUUCACUGUUGUUAAAUCUAUUCAUAUUUGGGACUUUUGGGUCAACAUGUGCUGUCGUGUUUCGAGAAAUUAAAUGUGCUGUCAUGUUUCUGUAACUGAAUCCAGUAAGAGUUCCUCUCCUGCAUCUCAGGCUGUGGGAGCAUUAUUUUCGUACUUUUUUUAGGAGUGUUUUGUGGCAAAUUUAGAAGGGUGCUAUAGGAUGCAUCUUCAGCCAUUUGUUUAGUCAAAAACACAUUUUUUGAAGUUGAUUGCAAGGCAAUGCUGAUUAAGCAUAA